UAUAAAUCCACACCACAGAGCCCCGUGCUCCGUCCGUGUCACCGCCAUGGGACAGAGCUGCUCCUUCCUCCUGCUCCUCUUCCUCCUGUGCCCGUGGCUCAGAGCCACCGUGGCGCUCCUGCAGUACCGCCACGACUGCGGAGAGUUGGGAAUGCAGCUCCUGGUCUUCCCGCCCCACGGCCGCACCGUCCGCUUCAAGGUUCUGGACGAGUUUGGCUCCCGCUUUGACGUGGCCAACUGCUCCAUCUGCCUCCACUGGCUGAAUUCCAGGGAGGACGGCUCUGUCAUCUUCUCCUCUGGCUACAAGGGCUGCCACGUCCUGUUCAAGGAGAACCGCUACGUCCUGCGGGUGCAGCUGGAGGAGCUGCUGUCCAGCGGGAUCCCCGUCACCUCCUACGAGGUCAACAUGACCUGCCCCAAGCCGGGCGGCUCUGAGAUGCUCCCAGAUGGAAUCCAGGAGAAGAGCCGGGACAGCGGAGUCCUGAUCUCCCACACCGGCCUGCACCAGGUCUCGGAGUCCUCCCUCACCCUUACGGGAUCCCACUUCACAUCCCAAGAUCACCUGGAGCAGGUUCACACCGUGGGACAGUACCAGCCCAGCUCAGUGCUUCCCGGGAUCCAGCACCAUUCCGGUCCAGCCCACUCGGGGCUUCUGUCCCAGCCUAGUGGGGUUCAUCCUGUCACCCAAAUCCAGGGAAGUUUCUUCCGCCCGGCAGUGCAGCCCUCCCAGUCUGGGGGGCAAAGCCAGCCAGGGAUGCUUCGCCCCGUGCUUGUAUCCCAAAACCAUCCCAGUUUGGCACAUCAGGGGGGUCAGACCCAGCCGGGGCACCUGCGUCCAGGGUCUGUAUCCCACAACCAGCCUGGGAUGAUGCAUUCUGUGGGUCAAAAUCCACCCGGGAUUCGCCCAGGGUCUGUAUCCCACAACCAGCCCGGCAUGGCGCAUUCUGUGGGUCAAAAUCCACCCGGGAUUCGCCCAGGAUCUGCAUCCCACAAUCAGCCCGGCAUGGCGCAUCAUGGGGGUCAAAACCAACCAGGGAUUCGCCCAGGAUCUGUAUCCCACAACCAGCCUGGGAUGAUUCAUUCUGUGGGUCAAAAUCCACCCGGGAUUCGCCCAGGGUCUGUAUCCCACAACCAGCCUGGGAUGGUGCAUUCUGUGGGUCAAAAUCCACACGGGAUUCGCCCGGGGUCUGCAUCCCACAACCAGCCCGGCAUGGUGCAUUCUUUGGGUCAAAACCAACCAGGGAUUCGCCCAGGAUCUGUAUCCCACAACCAGCCUGGGAUGGUGCAUCAUGGGGGUCAAAACCCACCAGGGAUUCGCCCGGGGUCUGCAUCCCACAGCCAGCCUGGCUUGACCUCCACUGGUGCCCAGACUCCAGCAGGAUUCCUGCGCCCGGGAGCUCAGCCCCUAAACCAGCCAGGAAUAUCUCGUCCCAGUCAUCACUCCAACUCCCAAACCGGGCUCCCAGGCCACACUGGGCUCCAUCCCGGCCAUCCCAGCCCGGCUUUGGUGCACCCAGGACUCUCAUCCUGGCCAGGUUUCAUCAGCUCUGGACUCCAGGCUGAGCCCCAGCCGGGCCUGGGACGCCCUGGGCUGCAGCCCCAGCCCGGAUUGCUGCGUCCUGGGAUUCACUCCCAGCCCAGCCUGCUGCAGUCCACAGAGUUCUUCCCCUCACCAGGGGCAGGAAUGCAGCUGACGCGGGAGCAGUGCCAGGUGCCGGUGGGCCGGAUGCCCUGCGUGGCUCCACAGGGACGGGAUGCAUGCCUGCAGGCGGGAUGCUGCUACGACGACAUGGACCGUACCACGCCCUGCUAUUAUGGGAAUACCGCCACCGUGCAGUGCCUGCUGGAGGGACACUUCGUCCUGGUGGUCCCGCGGGGAAUGGUGACCCUGCCGUACAACCUGGAGAGCGUGCGGCUGGCCAGCAGCCAGGCGGGGUGUGAGCCCCGCCACGUGUCCGAGGCCUUCGUCAUGUUCCGCUUCCCGGUCACCCACUGCGGCACCACCGUCCAGGUGAUCGAGGACAUGCUGGUCUAUGAGAACCAGCUGAUCUCCACCAUCGAUGUCCAGGGAUCCCCCCGUGGCUCCGUCACUCGGGACAGCGUCUACAUUCUCCGAGCUCGCUGCAUCUACAACUCCAGCGACCUCCUUCCCUUGGGAGUGGAGGUGGCCGUGCCCCCCACAGCCGCCCCCCUGGCCAUGCUGGGCCCGCUGGGGCUCCAGCUGCGGAUUGCCACCGACGAAUCCUACAGCUCCUACCAUGCUGUGGGUGACUUCCCCCUGGUGAGGGUGCUCCGGGACCCCAUCUACGUGGAAGUCCGGCUGCUCCAGAAGACGGAUCCCAACUUGGUGCUGGUGCUGCACCACUGCUGGGCCUCCCCUGGCCCCCACGCCACAUCCCAGCCCCAGUGGCCCAUCCUGGUGGAAGGGUGUCCCUUCCAAGGGGACAACUACAGGACACGGCUGAUUCCAGUGGGUCCGGCCUCUCCGGAGCUGCCCUUCCCCAGUCACUACCAGCGCUUUGUCAUCUCCACCUUCGCCUUCGUGGAGCCCCCCGGAAUGGCUGUGCUGGAGGGGGAGGUGUACAUCUCCUGCAGCGCCUCCGUGUGCCACCUGGCCCAGCCAGAGCCCUGCCGGCCCUCCUGCCAGCUGGGAGUGCCCUCACGAGUGCGGAGGUCUCCGGGGGACAGGAGGACAGGUGACAGCAUGGGGACAGUCACAUCCCAGGGAUGCCUCGUCUUUCCUGAGGUUCCCAAGAGAGGGGGAUCUCAGCAGAGAGGCUGAGGGCUCCAGCCUCUACCCGGAUGCUGCGGGAUGUCUCUGGCAAAGCUGGAAAAAUAAAAC
Molecule: messenger RNA, 2842 nt
Organism: Motacilla alba alba
Lineage: Eukaryota; Metazoa; Chordata; Aves; Passeriformes; Motacillidae
Gene: ZP1
Product: zona pellucida glycoprotein 1
Exons: 12
Coding region: 47-2782 (911 amino acids)
Biological process (GO): prevention of polyspermy; binding of sperm to zona pellucida
Cellular component (GO): egg coat
Molecular function (GO): structural constituent of egg coat; acrosin binding
Source: RefSeq, a predicted model, not a curated record